Messenger RNA from Lachancea lanzarotensis, 1557 nucleotides. It is a transcript of the gene ALD5, whose product is annotated as LALA0S01e02762g1_1. NCBI's taxonomy places the organism in Eukaryota, Fungi, Ascomycota, Saccharomycetes, Saccharomycetales, Saccharomycetaceae. Gene Ontology annotation, molecular function: aldehyde dehydrogenase (NAD+) activity. The record is from RefSeq and is a predicted model, not a curated record. The transcript has a single exon. Bases 1 to 1557 code for a protein of 518 amino acids.
AUGUUCGCGUCGAAAGUGAUAUCAAGAUAUGUCCUGGGUUCGAGACUUGCCAUACGCACAUAUGCAAUCAGGCCUCUAAAGGUACCCAUUACUCUGCCUUCUGGGAUUACCUACGAUCAACCUACUGGUCUAUUUAUCAACGGAGAGUUUGUCAACUCUCAGCAGCAUAAAACUUUUGAGGUGGUCAACCCUUCUACGGAACAAGAAAUCACACAUGUCUACGAGGCUCGCGAAGAAGACGUGGACGUAGCCAUUGCCGCUGCGAAAAGGGCGUUUGAGAGCAACUGGAGCACGGCGGACCCUGAAUUCCGUGCUAGGUGUCUAUACAAGCUCGCCGAUCUUGUGGAAGAACAUUCUGAAAUAUUGGCAGGUAUCGAAUCUCUAGACAAUGGGAAAUCGUUACUGUGUUCCAGGGCCGAUGUCAGUCUUGCUUCCAAGUAUCUGCGUUCCUGUGGCGGUUGGGCUGAUAAAUUGUAUGGUCGGACAAUCGACACCGGAUCUUCUCAUUUUUCAUACACGCGCCGUGAACCUUUGGGCGUAUGUGCUCAGAUUAUCCCUUGGAAUUUCCCACUCUUGAUGUGGUCUUGGAAAAUAGGCCCAGCUUUGGCUACCGGAAAUACCGUGGUUCUCAAGCCCGCGGAGGCUACCCCGUUAUCUGCCCUUUACGCUUCUCAGUUGGUUAAUCAGGCAGGAAUUCCAGCCGGAGUUGUCAAUAUUCUUCCUGGAUUUGGCAAAAUGAUUGGUGAGAGAAUGUGCACGCACAAGGAUGUGAAGAAAGUUGCAUUUACAGGCUCAACCGCAACGGGUCGUCAUAUUAUGCGUACAGCAUCAGAUACAAUCAAAAAAGUUACUUUGGAGCUGGGCGGAAAAUCCCCUAACAUCGUUUUCGCAGAUGCAGAUUUACAGAGGGCAGUGCGUAACAUUGCAUUCGGGAUUUUCUAUAAUUCUGGUGAAGUAUGCUGUGCUGGCUCUCGUGUUUACGUCCAGGAUACAGUUUACGAAGAAGUGCUCCAAAAAUUCAAAGACUUUGCGGAAUCUUUAAAAGUUGGCAAUCCAUUCGAAGAGGGUGUUUUCCAAGGCGCCCAAACCUCGCAAAUGCAAAUUGACAAGAUUCUAGAUUACGUUCAGGUAGGAAAAGGCGAGGGUGCUCGUGUUGUUACAGGAGGUGAACGUUUAGGCGAUAGAGGUUAUUUCGUGAAGCCUACGAUCUUUGCAGACGUCACGGAAGAUAUGCGGGUGGUCAAGGAAGAAAUAUUCGGACCAGUGGUCACAGUUUCUAAGUUUUCCACGGUAGACGAGGUCAUCGAAAUGGCUAAUGACAGCCAAUAUGGUCUUGCUGCAGGCAUCCAUACAAAAGACGUGAACAAGGCUAUUGAUGUUUCCCACCGUGUUAAAGCUGGAACCGUAUGGAUCAACACUUAUAACGAUUUCCAUCAAAACGUACCUUUUGGCGGAUUCGGACAGAGCGGAAUUGGACGUGAAAUGGGUGCGGAAUCUUUCGACAACUACACCCAAGUGAAGGCUGUUAGACUGUCUAUUGACCAUGUCGAACGUUAA